Monomorium pharaonis (pharaoh ant) is the source of this 5269-nucleotide messenger RNA. RefSeq lists its product as uncharacterized. Gene Ontology annotation, molecular function: structural constituent of chitin-based larval cuticle. Gene Ontology annotation, cellular component: chitin-based extracellular matrix. Bases 534 to 2837 code for a protein of 767 amino acids. The record is from RefSeq and is a predicted model, not a curated record. Lineage: Eukaryota; Metazoa; Arthropoda; Insecta; Hymenoptera; Formicidae. The transcript is spliced from 3 exons.
GUAAUUAUUUUGUUGAAUUAAUAAAAAAUAAUCCGUACUAUCUGUUUUUUCUCGUACAAUUUUAUAAUUGUAUAAUAGCUUGCAAAAUUAUCAGUUUGUCAAUAAGGGAACAAAAACUCGCACAUAUUUAAACAAUAAAGCAAGAGAAGAGAACAUCCGUCUUACAAGAUUAAAACAAUUUAUGCAAGAUGUAAAACGUCGAUUGAAUUAAUUUGCUUAACAAAAAAAAAGGAGAAAAGCAAUCGUUUUUCGACAUCCACCGCGCGCAGCGGCCGAUCAUCCGGCGACUUUUCCCGCGUCUUCGAGUCGUUAGAAUAAUUCUGUCUUGUGCAAUUUUGCGCAGUAAAAAAAAAACGUGUAAUCGAGAUGAGCAAACAUAACCGCGGAUCCUCAUUGCCGUGGUAUUAUCCGCCGAAGCGUCGUCGUCGUUGCGGCCGGGGCGCGCGACGCUUCGCGUUUUUACUAAUCGGGAGAGCCGUCAUUUGCUACUCCAGCGUCUUAAUGAACGUGUUUAGGGGUCAUCAAGGUUGAACAUGGCGGCGUGGUUGACGCGGUGCGCCGGUGGAAGGGGCGCGGCGGUGGUUGCCUAUUGUGUCACCCUAUAUAUAACGGCACCCGACACCCCACGCCGUAUUAAGAACAUUCACCGCAUCCGCGGUAACAUGGUUUCCAGUUCCAACAAGAUGACGCCAUGGCUGAUGGCAUUCUUCUGCCUGGCGACCGCGGGCUGCUCGAACGUCACGGACCAGCAGACGUCGGAAACGCAUCAUGAUCACCAAGUGGCGAUCUUGAAACAGAUCAGAAAGGUGAACGAAGACGGCUCUUACACGUACGGCUAUGAAGCCGGCGAUGGAUCAUUCAAGGUCGAGAGUCGCGAUGUUCUGGGCAACAUUAAAGGCACGUUCGGCUUCGUCGACGCCGACGGCGAGAUAAAGAGAGUCUCGUACUCCUCGUCGAAUGGGACGGGCUUUAAAGCAACCACCAUGUCGCCGUUGCAGGAACACGUGUCCGUCGUGCAAAGUAUACCGCGCGUCAACCGUACGUCAACCACGAAAAGACCGAGCAUCGUGUACGCCACGACAACGGAGUCUUCGACCAGGCCGUCAGUGGUACAGUCAAUUCCUCGAACGAGGAAAACGACUACGACCACCACGACGACCACGAGCACCACUACGGAAGCGCCGAAGACGAUAUUCGGGCACUACUUGAAGGGCACGGCAAAGAGCAGGCCGCGCUUCGUCAUCAACGGGCAACAGAGACCGAUCGUUAUAGAGGAAGACACCGAAGACGAGGACUCGCAAAUCAAUCGACCCAGUGCGGACGACAAAGACGGCGCCUAUCGAAGGAUCAUCUUUGCCAAGAGACCGAUCGAGCAUAGCCUCCCGCCAAUCUCUGAGGAUUUCGUGGAGAAGGAAGACGAGGCUAAGAUCACAACGGGAAACACCUUGAGGAGGCAGUUGCACGACGAGACAACCAAAUCGAAUUCCGGCAUUGCUGAUGAGGGGGACGAUCAUUCCGACGUUUACGGGGGAUCCUUGUCCACGACGCGUCCCUUGUUCACUACGACGGCUCCAUCGCGAGUACUCCAGAGGGUUUCCAGUACUUCACGCACAGAACGGCCAAAGUUCUACGUCAAUCGUCAGGAGAACUUGGGGGCGGGUGGUCGAUUCAACAGCCCGAAAUACGACGAUUCCCGAGUCUACGAGACGGAGACAAAGUCCACGCCUCAGGAAGAGCGCACGACAACCCAGCAGAUCCUGCUUCGCAGUUCUACGGCCAGGGUACCGACCGAGUCUACGUCGACCCGGGACUACGUCAGACAGAGCACCGAGCCUGUCUUCGUGAGACAGCAACCCGAGCAGUAUCUGCGGGAACUGCCGCCUAGGAUACUCGUCCCGUCCCAACAGGGCAAUCUCGAGGAUGACGGAAGCGUUUACAGAGCGAUACCGAUCGGUAGACUCUUAUUACGACCUCCGUCGAAUCAUCAGCCGGUCUACUCGUCAUCCACGACGGAUGCCAAUGUUCAUUAUCUGACGGAGAAUCCUCUACCCGAUCCCGAGGAUGAGGCGCGAAUCGCGAUGAACUAUAUGCGUCCGCGUCCCGUGCGGCCGCUAAUCUAUCCGGACCCCGAGCAGAGAGCACGGCCGAUCCUGCGACCAAUUCCGAGUCCAGUAGCUCCUGACGACAGAGAAUACCAAGCGACCACGCCCGAGUAUCCAGGUUACCGGACUGGCGCCCUGCCGCUGCCUCCGGAACCGCCAAACCCGAUCGCGCCGCCUCUCAGCCGACGAGACUUUCAGAUGUUGCUGAGGAGGCUGCUGGUGAGCCAAUACGGCGUGCAAGCCCUGUCAUACCCAAAGAGCUUCCUCGAGGACGCUCUGUACGACCAGCAGCCGUAUCCUUCGUACCCAGCGGGCUAUCAGGCGCCGCUUCCAAGACCCGAAAUCGCAUCGCAAAUCGCAUAUGAUCAACAGGCGCAGUACGGUGACCGAGUGGCCCUGAGACGUCCGGUGUAUCCCCGGGCUCUGAGCCCGCUCUAUCAUCCUCAGUACGACGAUUACCACGACAGAUAUCCCAAGAGAGUGUACAGGCAGAAGUUCUACACGCAGGACGUAGCCGACGACGGGGACGAGAUUUUACCAGCACAUAUCAGGGAAGCUUUGUUGCUGCGAAUGGUCAACCUAGUGAUCAACACUGACCGAUCGACGAUGGUCCCGACAACCGUGAUGGCCACCACGACGCCCGCAUCGAGAUACAGAAAAACAGGCCCAGUCAGGAGCGUGCAGAUUAUUACGGAUGACGAGGAGGAGGAAAAGGACAUGAGGAAAAAGAUGUAACACAGCGACGAGUGAAUUAGAAAUAGUUAGGAAUUACGAAGAAGUAUUACUCGUUGCAGGUAUAAAGUACGAGUUAAAUUAUUGUAGAAUAUUGACUAAUUGUUAAGGAUUUCUUUUUUUACCAAGAGAGGAGUUCGACGGAAGUUAACGAAUUUGCUUUCGGCAGUAUAUCUUUAGAUACGUUCAUUUCUAUCAUUACUAAUUAUCCUGGAACGUAAUCGAAUUCUCACGACGAUAUAUUUAGGCAUGACGAAGCGGGGCUUACGUCAACGGUAACCUUUUUUUUUUUUGUAGUGGACGAACGGAUACGUCCAUCGACGUGCAAGGACCAAUGUCUUACACGCAACAUACGCAUUCGUGUCGUUAAUGAAUCGAGACGAUUUCGCGAAAGGGAAAUCGUUGGUGCGCAGCCCGACCGAUUUUCCGCACGAUAGCUCCCCGACAUCUGUUGACGCCCAUAUUUAUGUGCAUUAGAGUAGGUGCAUCAGUGUACGAUCGACGAAAAAAUAUCAUUGGAUAAUUAAAUUUCUUUCCUAACUGUAAGAUACGAUAUUCUCAUGCAGGUUUUAUCUGUCAGGUAUCGCAUGAAAUUUUUCUCACGCUGCUGGGAUUUGCGUCAAAAUCAUGUCGUUUUAAAUUAACAAUGAGGGAAGAGUGUUGAAAUAAUAAAGUCACCAGGGAAAAUGGCAUUCCAUAAACGACAGCUUUAACUUACAAUGCUAAUAAUAUUAUAACAAAGCAGUUUUGGAAAAUAAGCCUAUUUGUAAUACAUCAAUAUAGUUUAAUUUAAACUUAAUUUAUAACUUUCUAUUUUUUCCAAUUCUAAGAAUUAAAAAAAGACGAAGUUAAACUAAGUUUAAAGUUAAAUUAUAUUGGAUAUACGAAGCAAAAAGCCCACUAAACACAAAAUCAUUACUAUACUUAGUAUAAUAUACUAUGUUGUCAACAAGUCAAUAACACGUAAUGUUUUCGUUUAAUAUGUAUACAACAAUAUAAACAAAUUCUGGUCCUAACUUGGAGAUAAUGUUGUUAAAAUUUCAACAAUGUUUCGAAAAAAAUUAUCAUUAAAUGAUUUUCCUAAAAUGUUUAUACAAUAUUAUUUUAAAAUGUCUUAAUCUCUUGGAAGCAAAAAAAAAACAUUAAGACCUUCGUUGGUCAGCGUUUAAUCAUCGAUGCAUCGAUCUAUCCUGAGCGAAUUGAUCGAAAGAAAUCUAUCAUACAAGAUAAUCCUCCAUUUAAAAACGCGACGGACAGCACGGACCAGCAAGAGCUCUAUAGACCCUAAGGCAUCUCUAGCGUACUCCCUGCUUACGACUGUAAAUACGGCGUUACGUAAGAGAGACUAGUGUGAUAUAUAUACGCAUCGAAAUAAAGAAAGAGUCGGACGGUAGACGCCAAGGCGUUGUGUUGUGAGAACUCAUUUCAUAAGUCCCUGAGAGUCGGCGUUACCGGGAAAGAAUAGUAGUAACGCGUCUACACUGCCGGUAAUUAGCGUCGCGCGUUGCGACAUUCCGCGCCCGGUCGGGUCUCUCUACGCGCGAAUAUGUGGCCGCGAGGGCGUAGAGAUUAUGCGAUCUCGCGGCGCGAUUUCCACGCAUUCGGGAGAGCCCGCUCCGUUGUCUGCGAACGAAUUUCUUUUGUCGCGGAAAAAAAAAGCGUUACGCGCGCGCGACACACGACGCAAAAUGUCUCACGCGUAUGUACCCGAACGCGAGAGGAACGUGAGAAGCGGAACAAUCGCGAACGAUGAACGUUCGAUUUGCACAAGUGGCGACACAGCAAAAGGCGAAUCAAUUGAAUGUUAAACAAACAAAAAAAAGUAUCAAUGGGAACGAACUCAUUAGUCCUCGUGUGCAAAUCAUUAAUUCAUCAGACGGAGUAAAUUACUGUUUGAAAAGUAAAUUAAAAUUUAAUUACUUUAAUUCGCUUUAUCUGACAAGAUUAAUUGCAGUAAUUUGAUGCUUCGAUAGCCAUGGCUGGUUAUCGCUGAUUAAUUGAUUCGAGUAAUCAAAGUAACAAACGGGCACUACAAAGAAGAAUAUUAAACAAAUCUAUUUUAAAAUUCUCGGAGUUUUGUUUGUACAAAAUGUAUCAGUGCCAGUUACUGAUAUGCGAAAUAAAGCACAUAGUAAUCGCAAUGCCAAUAUUGACUCAACGCCCUGCUCGAGAAUGUCGGUCGAACGAGUUCCGGCGUGAAAAAGUAACGUGCGAAAUGUUUCAAUUCACGGCGAACGGCAGGCUAUUUUCCGCGGUUGUCUAAAGAGUGCCCUGAAUUUUCCAUGCGCACCGGAUAUGCACGCGUGCAUUUGAAAGGCCGUCGUUAGGACGCGGAGACACUUGCCGCAGCGCGGACAGCGAUCUUGCACAUGUCUUCCGGUAUACACUGAAUAAAAAAUUAUGUAAAUUUAUGUAAAUAAUAUUUGUACAACUAC